Dicrocoelium dendriticum is the source of this 1452-nucleotide messenger RNA. Lineage: Eukaryota; Metazoa; Platyhelminthes; Trematoda; Plagiorchiida; Dicrocoeliidae. The record is from the annotation of a GenBank genome assembly.
AUGAGUAAUAUCUAUGUUACUGAACCGAUUACAAACGGAAAAGUUGUUCUCAAGACCACGGUUGGGGACAUAGAAAUCGAACUUUGGUCUAAAGAGGCGCCAAAAGCCUGUCGAAAUUUUGUCCAACUUUGUAUGGAAGGCUAUUACGAUGACACAGCUUUUCAUCGUUUGGUUCGUGGUUUCAUUGUUCAAGGGGGAGACCCAACAGGUACAGGCGAUGGUGGUGAAAGCAUUUACGGACAACCAUUCAAGGUGGAGACGCAUUCGCGGCUGAGUUUCAAUCGCCGCGGGCUCCUUGGUAUGGCUUGCCUCUCAGAUACAAUGAACGGCAGUCAGUUCUUCUUCACGCUAGGACCGGCACCCGAACUGACAGGGAAACACACUUUGUUCGGAAAGGUUGCUGGUGAAACCCUCUUCAACAUGCUCCGACUUGGUGAGGGCGAAGUAGGCCCAAACGAAAAACCUUUGCACAUCCAUCGCAUCAUCAACACGAAAGUCCUCCUCAAUCCAUACGAUGAUAUCGUCCUUAGACAACUUCCACCCAAAGUCCCUACGAAGCCUCUGGAGGACGAAUCGAACCAAGUUACUGCAAAGGCAACAAAGAAUUUUUCCCUGUUAUCUUUUGGUGAAGAGGCUGAGGAGGAGGAACAGGUCGCGACCGUAGUCUCGGAGAAACUGCGCAAAAAGGGUAAGAGUGCCCAUGAUCUUCUUUCUGAUCCAAGACUUAGUUCGCAGCCAGUCACCGUAAACGAGCAUGAUGGUGCACUUGUUGCACAGGCGAAGGAGCAAGCUGAGAAAGACGCCGAAUUGCGGCGUCGGCGAAGACAACAGGCGAUGGAAGAUGAUCCGGAUUCAAAGGAGGCUAAAGAGAAGCGCAUUGCAGCUUUGCGAGAAGAAGCGGAGGCUCUCAGGAAGGAGAUUAUCCGAUCCAAACGCCUGGAAAUGCAAAGAGAAUCUCUGGAACGGAUUGCUAAAGAACGCGCCGAAAAAGAAUUGCAAGAACACGCCGAUGCAGAAGCCGUUGCUCUUGCUCGAUGGGAGGCAAGAGAACUUCAAGGAGAAGGCCCCGAGAACAAUAAGCCUGUCGUUUUCGAUCCAGACACCUUCAUUGUCGAUAUAGCUGGAUAUAAGGCGAAAGCGAAGCAAGCCAAGCAGUUGGCGGACCGGGAGGCAUCUACGAUGGCACUUUUAUCCAAGUUUACCGAACGGUUGCGCUCCGUUGUGAAUCCUGAGAAAGAAAAUGUACAUUCCGCAUCGUCCUCUGGAGACAGUUGGUUAAACAACAAGCUUGUCUCUGACGUCCCCGCACCUGCAAGACAAGUCCUUGAUCCUACCAUGCCACAUCCAGACCGUUACGAUUUAUACGAUCCUCGAAACCCGUUGAACGUGCGCAAACGAGGAGGCGAUAUAGCAGACGAGAAACAGCCUUCCACUGGCAAACGCGUUCGGUAG